This is a messenger RNA of Fulmarus glacialis (Northern fulmar), 363 nucleotides long. Its product is annotated as receptor expression-enhancing protein 1-like. Gene Ontology annotation, molecular function: microtubule binding. The transcript is spliced from 4 exons. NCBI's taxonomy places the organism in Eukaryota, Metazoa, Chordata, Aves, Procellariiformes, Procellariidae. Gene Ontology annotation, cellular component: endoplasmic reticulum tubular network; endoplasmic reticulum membrane; cytoplasmic microtubule. The annotation marks the transcript as partial. Gene Ontology annotation, biological process: endoplasmic reticulum tubular network organization. The record is from RefSeq and is a predicted model, not a curated record.
GUCAAAUGGAUGAUGUACUGGAUCAUAUUCGCGCUCUUCACAACAGCAGAGACAUUCACGGAUAUCUUUCUUUGCUGGUUUCCAUUCUACUAUGAACUCAAAAUAGCUUUUGUAGCUUGGCUGCUGUCUCCAUACACGAAAGGCUCCAGCCUCCUGUACAGGAAAUUUGUUCAUCCAACGCUGUCUUCAAAAGAAAAGGAGAUCGAUGACUGCCUCGUCCAGGCAAAAGACCGGAGCUACGAUGCCCUUGUGCACUUUGGGAAGCGAGGGCUGAACGUCGCAGCCACGGCAGCCGUCAUGGCAGCUUCAAAGGUCUCUCAGCUACUUCAUUUACACUUGUAUUUGGACCAGAAAAAAGGGCAG